Molecule: messenger RNA, 1503 nt
Organism: Zychaea mexicana
Lineage: Eukaryota; Fungi; Mucoromycota; Mucoromycetes; Mucorales; Lichtheimiaceae
Exons: 3
Coding region: 242-1384 (380 amino acids)
Source: RefSeq, a predicted model, not a curated record
UCUCUUGAAGGAAGACCCGAUUCGCUUGUGGGCACGACGACGACGACGACGGCGACGACUUCUUGGCAGUAACAAUUGCGCCCCAUUGUUGUCUUCGGCUCAAAAGUAAUGCCGAACUCUGGUUAUUUAUCGUCUUCCAAAACAGAACACCCCGCGAAUUUUUUUAAUACUCGUUGCUUCCCUUUUCUUUUUAACUUUCUUUCCAUUCCACUUGGAAUGUAAACCUACCUGAAUUCCAAUUAUGCCCUUCUGGUCUCGCACUGAAAACGACACUGCUCCUGCACCACAGAACGUCCCUCCAGGGUAUGGCCCGCCGCCUUAUCAACAAAAUUGUUAUGCGGACGGUUCCUUUUAUGCUGGCAACUACCCAGGUCUUCCCGGGAAUGUCUAUCAGCAACAGCAGCAGCCUUACCCGGCACAACACCAACAACAACAGCAGCCACCUCAACAAGGUCAACAAGGAGAAAUGGAGGGAAACAACAAAUACGCGCCCCAGGAACAGGAUGAAGAUCUGCCCAUGGACCUGGGGGAUCUCACGGACAUAUUCAGUUUUGAGUUUAUGCGUGGACGACCCAUCUGGAAUUUUAUUUUGGCCAUCCUGUGGUGUAUCGGCUUGCCUAUUCUCUUGUAUCACAUCUUGAAACCAUACCUGGGGCAGGUACUGGCCAUGGUUGUUGCCUCCGCUCCCCCGCUCUUGAUUGUAAUCGGACGUAUGGUGCGGCAGCGACAAUUCGAUAUUUUGGGAAUGAUAGCUGGUCUUGCUUUCCUGAUAUCUGGCAUUGUGUCAAUCGCUGAGCCCACAGAGCAGGUCGAAGCCAUCUGCGAAGGCAUCGUACCGCUGCUUGUUGGCGUGUUCUGCGUCGUUUCAUUGAUCCCUAUCAAAAUCGGAUCCUAUGAACUGCGGCCGGUGAUAUACCAACUGACGAACCAAGUCAUGCCGCGCUCGGACGCUGCUGAAGAUCUUGCGGCGCAGGAUGAACAGCGUUUGAACGGGAAAAAACGACCGGCAACCAAACAGGAGAAGCUUGAUUGGGCAUACACGAACAUGGCGCGUUUCAGACAGGAUAUGCGGAUCAUGACGGCUGCAUGGGGCAUCAUGCUGAUCGUUGGCUUCUUUAUCAAACUAAUUGUCGUGCUCACCAACACGGAUCUGGGCCUAGCGGCCUUGGCGGGAUAUCUUAUCUUUGGUCUAGGCGCGCUUGUGGUGAUGAUUUUUACAUGGUUCUACACCAAGAUCUCCAAGGGCCAUUUGAAGGAAGACGUGGCGUUCUGGCGCGAACAACAAGAGCCCAGGCCGUUGGAUUCCUCGACGGAAGCUGCACAUAAUUUGAAUUGGGGAGCUCAGUCGAUGACCAAUGCCUGGGGCCAAGUGAUGCCACUGUAAAAUAAUUUUUCUAUAUAUCAUAAUAUAUCAUAUCAAACUGUUAAAUAAGACAUACGUCGUCACGUGGACAAUAUCACUACAAUGACUGUAUCAAAGAAGUGGGCCUACAUGUGUGUGCC